Magnusiomyces paraingens is the source of this 1458-nucleotide messenger RNA. RefSeq lists its product as uncharacterized. The record is from RefSeq and is a predicted model, not a curated record. NCBI's taxonomy places the organism in Eukaryota, Fungi, Ascomycota, Dipodascomycetes, Dipodascales, Dipodascaceae. Gene Ontology annotation, cellular component: cytoplasm; fungal-type cell wall. Gene Ontology annotation, molecular function: 1,3-beta-glucanosyltransferase activity. Gene Ontology annotation, biological process: fungal-type cell wall (1->3)-beta-D-glucan biosynthetic process. The coding region runs from base 1 to 1458 and encodes 485 amino acids. The transcript has a single exon.
AUGAAAUUCUCAAUCACCUCAGUACUUUCCUUCAUGGCCCUGGCGGCCUCUGCAAACGCUGCUCUUAACCCCAUUGAGGUCAAGGGCAAUGCCUUUUACGACUCUGUAUCAGGCUCCCGCUUCUACAUUCGAGGCGUCGAUUACCUCCCUGGUGGAGCUUCAAACUUUACCGACCCACUUUCUUCAUCCGACACUUGCACACGCGAUAUUGAAUACUUCAAGGAACUGGGUAUCAACACAAUCCGUGUCUACUCUGUCGACAACUCAGCCGACCACAAGGACUGCAUGGAAAAACUUGAUGAUGCUGGAAUCUACCUCAUUCUUGACGUGAAUACCCCUAAAAACUCUAUCUCCCGUUCAGACCCUCAAGUCUCUUACAAUACCGCAUACCUCCAACACGUCUUUGCUACCAUUGACGCAUUUGCCAGCUAUGACAAUGUCCUUGGCUUCUUUGCUGCAAACGAGGUUAUCAACAAUGAAAAUACUACCCAGGCUGCUCCCUAUGUCAAGGCUGUUGUCCGUGACAUGAAGACAUACAUGGCUGCACAAAAUCUGCGUGCCAUCCCUGUCGGUUACUCUGCCGCCGACAUUUCCGCAAACAGAUACCAACAGAUUCAAUACUUUAACUGUGGUGACGAUGAGACUGCUCGUAUUGACAUGUUUGGCAUGAAUGAUUACUCAUGGUGCGGCAACUCUUCUUACACCGUUUCAGGCUACGAUCAAAAAGUUGAACAAUAUUCAAACUACACUAGACCCUUGUUUUUGUCUGAAUUUGGAUGCAACAAGGUCGAGCCCCGGCCCUUUGGCGAAAUCGAGUCCAUCUAUUCCACAAAUAUGACGGGCGUUUUUUCUGGCGGUUUGGUCUAUGAGUAUUCUGAGGAAGAAAACAAUUACGGCUUGGUCUCCAUUUCUUCUUCAGGCACUAUUACUGAGAAACAGGAUUUCGUAAACCUUAAAAAUGCAUUUGCCAGUGUUUCCGAUCCCUCUGGCGAUGGCGGUGCCAAGGAUGAUGAUUCACCUGCUGUUUGCCCUGAAAUGGAAGAAGGUGUCUGGGAAGUCAACCCCCUUGCUGGUCUACCCGUCAUGCCCGAACGUGCUUCUGCCAUGCUUGUGUCUGGUGCCGGUGAUCCCAGUGGCACCAAUGAACCCCCCACUCAAUAUGGUGACAGUGGUGAUCAGUCUGAUGAUUCCAAUUGGGACUAUAGUCCUACCACUGCUGCUGCCUCUGGAUCUUCUACUUCCUCUGGAUCUUCGUCCUCUUCUGCUUCCUCUGGAUCUUCUGCUUCUUCUGGAUCCUCUUCGUCGUCCUCUGCUAGUGGUAGUGCAACUUCUAAGUCUGCCGCUAAUCCUGGUGCUGUCAACAAUCUCCCCUCAAUGACCUCUUCGGUCGUCAUGUUGCCCCUGGCCGUUAUUGUUAGCUCGCUACUUUUUGGCUUUGCUUCUGUUGUUGUUGUUUAA